UUUCCACUACUUGCAGUGCCAUCAACCACAGCCAUUCCUCUAACAUCAUCAUAACCCUCACCCUUUCUUCCUCCUUCGCAACUCGCACUCCCAGUGGUCUCAAACUAGACCUCUGUUGGAUGCUGUUGUGUUGCCUCAGGUAAUUAAGUAAGUAAAGUACUUGUGUUGUGCUUUUCUUUGGGUUACUGAAGAGUGAAGAUGCAGAAGCAGGGCAUUGUAACCAUUUUGGGCUCUAACCACGAUGCUGCCACUUCCCUUCGAAGGACACUAUCCGCAGACAUGUCCUCCAAGACAUGGCUUUCUCAAAACGGGUUUUCUUCCAUGAAGAAGAUCGCUUCCUCCGAAGAACUCUCUCACUCACUCACAAAAUCUUCCACCACGGACUCAUCAUCAUCCCCGUCCGAAGAAGAGUUGCAAAUUUGGAACACAACUCAAAAGAAGGAGCAGCCAGAAGAGUUGGACAUGUGGAGCUCAAUUUUGUCACAGAAAGCCAACGAUGAAGCAUCCAAAUUAACCGCAACAACACCUUAUGUUCACCCACUCAUGAGAAGGUCCAAGAGUUGUUUGAGUGAGAAGAGUCUCCAGAUAUGCACGGAGAGUCUUGGAUCCGAAACUGGCUCAGAUGGGUUCUCAUCUGAGACAGGGGAUUCAGAAGAAGAAGAAGAAGAAGAGGAGGAAGAGAAAGUGAAAGAGAUUGAGCAAAUGACACAGGAAGUGGAGGAGUUGCACGUGCGAAAACUACAUAACUAUGGUACUAAGAAAUCCUUGUCUUUGCCUCGUUCUUUUCCUCCUCCGCUCCCUUCACUCCACAUGCGGUCUCACCGCGACAACGGAAGGUUGUUCCUACAAGCCGUGGAACUUCCUUCGCAGAACAACUUCUGCGCUCAGCGAGAAAACGGUCGCCUUGUCCUCACCUUCGCCCCCGGCGAGGAAGUGGAGGAAGAGGAAGAAGAAGUGAUGAAAAUUGAGGGAGAUGGUGAGGCAGAGGAAGCAGAAGCACCCAUGUUGGUGUCUAGUGGGAUGAGGCUAGCAUUAAUGAUGAAUAAGCCAAUUAAGUUAGGUGACACCACUAUUACUAUGAGUCCAAAAUGGUCGAACGAGGUGGUGAAUUUUAAGGAUGUUGAUGUGGUGCAACAUAGUCCACUUCCACCUAGGCCAAGGGUGAGGUCAAUUCCCCCAACUAUUUCAGCUGCUUUCAAUGCUUAUGAAUACUAUUGGAGGACCAAGCCUGUGGCAAAAGCUUCUAAAUUUCAACAAUGUUUGGAGAACAAUUUGAAGACUUGCAAGGAUUCUAGGAGGCCUUUUCUGUUCUGGGAACCCUAUUGCAUUGCUACUUGACCUCACUCAUUGGUCAUUGCUAAUUGAAAACUUGUGUUACUUAAUUAACUACUUAUAUUACUCUAGUUUUUUCUCUCUACUCAGUUCCACUCAUUCAGGGAGCUGUAGUGAAAUAACAGGAGAAAGGGAUAGGGAGAGAAAUACUUGAUUUGUAAGAUCAGAGAAAUUACUUGGACAGUUGGAUAGUGCAUGUCAUAUUAUUGUAUCAAUCCGUCCAUAUAUGCUAUUAUUAACAAUUGUAUAA
This is a messenger RNA of Cajanus cajan (pigeon pea), 1582 nucleotides long. NCBI's taxonomy places the organism in Eukaryota, Viridiplantae, Streptophyta, Magnoliopsida, Fabales, Fabaceae. The record is from RefSeq and is a predicted model, not a curated record.